Molecule: messenger RNA, 10519 nt
Organism: Paramuricea clavata
Lineage: Eukaryota; Metazoa; Cnidaria; Anthozoa; Malacalcyonacea; Plexauridae
Source: the annotation of a GenBank genome assembly
CGACUUCUGAGCAUUGCAUUCUUCGCCAGCAAGUCGAAGGAACAUCAAACGUCAAGGCAGCAAGCUAAACCAAUCACUCCAACUGUUGGGUAAGUCUGUUAUUUUAUUCGUUUUAUCUGCUUGUUUGAAACUGUUUUACAAAACAAUAUUUAAUGGCCUAGCUUGAUUUUCGUGUUAAUGUUUUGCUCAAAUAAUAUGCCUAAUUAGUUCCUAUAUUAUUUUCGUAUUUGAGCUUAACUCCAACCUGUCUCUAUCCAACAGUAUUUUGUACAGUACAAGCUGAUUUACGAAAUGCUCAUAGACUCAAUUGGUCAAUCGACGAUCAAACAGAGAGUCCAAUAUAACAAAUUUCGGUAGUUUGAAUCCACUUUAAUCGCGUUAAAAAUGAAAGGCGUGUUUCAAUUAAGACAAAGAAUUGUGAAUCACAAGCGUCUUAAUUCAAAGGAUAUUAUAAAAUAGUUCGUUUUUUAUGUUCAAAAAUGAAAUGUUAUAUGUCACUGCCAUAAGUAUUACCAACAAUGAUAUGCAUUCAUUUGGCAACUGUCAAGCGUUUAUAAUACUCGCAUGCAUAACUCCGUUAAUCGUAUUCUGUUAAUAACCUAGGCAAUCUCUCUCGCUUUGUCAUUGAUGUCGAUGAUUCACGUCUUAAUUUGAAUGAUUGUUGCUGCUAUACAUACUUGUAACAAAAAUACUUAUUAUUAUACAGCAUAUGCUGAUUUUAAAGAAUGAACUGUUCGUUCUAUUUUAUCAUUAGUAUUACGUUGUUUAUAUUUAUCUAAUAAAGAAUUUAAGAGUUCAAGAUCACACAUUAAUGCGUGCUGUGAUAAUAUAUACUUUAAACUCAUAAUAUAUUCAUCACAGAACAGCAUAAAAAUGUAGGUGCAUCAUCCAAUCAGGUCGAGUAGCUAUAGACUAUUCAAGAAUGUGGGUGGAUAGACCAUGUUUAUAAUCGAAGGUAUCAGUGUUCUAUGCAAACGAUUCAAAAUUUAUAUGUCAUUAAAUAGACAAAAAACGAAAAUCGCAUCGUACUAUCGGUUUAAACUUUUUGAUCUUAUAACCUGUUAAAAGUGGCCAAUAAAUGAUUUCAAUUCAAUAGCAGGUCAGAUUGAUUAAUUAGUGAUGAAACUGUUAACUGAGUGAAUAUGAUUAGAAAGCCAAUAGAUGAUUCCGGUUCUUUAAUUUGGCUAUAUAUUUUUCUAUAAACAGUAAGUGAGCUACUGUAUACUCUGUAUUGUGGCAUGUUAGCUUGUUACGUGUCAAGGCAGGGUCAAGUCGUCAAUGAAGAUUUUGUUGGCCUCUCACUCGAUUCAAUAAUAGUUGAAGGUAAUACAAAGGUAUUAGAUAGCUUAAGAUCUAUGACGUCGACGCCAGCUAGGACGUCAGGGCUAUAAAACAUAGGACUGGGACUAGGACGUCGUCCUAAAUAAAUAAACUUCCACUUAUAUAUUAAGUUUUACGACUUAGACAUUUAAACUAUAAAUAUUUACAUACUUUUGAAAAUGAAUUUAAAAGUGCCGUGUGAACCCAUUACCGUUUGUUAUGCUCUUGUAUUUACGACGGUAAAACCCUUGUUGUGAGGUUGUCGACGUUUGGUGAACGACGAGCAAAUUGAGAGAGACACAUGCAUACUUCAAAAACUAUUACCAAUUCACUUCUGCUUGCCGCCCUAAAUAUUUGACGUCGUAGAUACUUGAGCUAUCGACUUAUUCAGGACGACGUCCUAGUCCCAGUCCUCUGCUUAGCCCUGACGUCCUAGCUGGCGUCGACGUCGUAGAUCUUAAGCUAUCUAUUAUCGAGUGUAAAUUUUAUACUGUUACGCCUACAGCCACUUCAAAAAAACUUGUCCUUUGCAAACGUUAGACUCUAAACCUUAACCUCUCUCCCAUUGUGCUUUGCACGCUUAGAGUUUAAGGUUUAGAGUUUAAGGUUUGCAAAGGACAACCUUUUUUAAAUUAGCUUUUCUUACAUUUAUUAUAGAUCUACCCUACAUGCAGGUCUAAUAAUUAAAUGUGUAUAAAGUUUACACUCGCGAAUUUCCAUCUGCAUGCAUAUAUCUUCAUUCUUCAACUAUUAUUGAAUCCAAAUAAUAUGUGAACAAAAACAAGCGUUUGAAAUUAUUGCCCAAAGUUAGGAAAUCUUAGGCAUUGCACAGAUUAAUUAAACGGAUGAAUUUGUAUUUUGUCCUUUUUCAUACCUUGUUUGUUUAUCCUCAAUUAAAAGUAAACUCUAAAGUGGUGCUUCAGAUCAAGGCACGAAGGGGUUAUACCAGCAUCUGUGUUGCCUCACUGUGAACAUACAGAGACGCUCGUUUAUUAUAUAGUAGAGAGUGAGAUACUGAAAAAUACACAGUGAGAUAUUUUCCAUAUCUUCACUAGUGAAGAUAUCGAUUACGUGAUUUUUCCAAUUUGCUUCAGUUGAGCGUGAAAUUUCACAAUUUUGUGCUUGGAACUAUAUAAUAAACAGAACAUUACACGGUGGCUUGAAGAUAUGACUUUUAUCUUCUCGUGUUAAAAACAAUAUUUUACUCACUCGCUGCGCUCGUUCGUAAAAUAUUGUUUUCACCAUGCACUCGAAGAUAAAAGUCAUAUCUUCGCGCCGCUGUGUAAUAUCUAGACUUGCCCAAGUCGCUCGCUAGGGACCGCGCGUAGCAAGAAGGGAGCGCUUACCGCGGACUUUGGAAAGUCUAUGUAAUAUCCUCUAUAUAUACUACACUAACUGACAUUUUGUCCUUUUGGAUAACACGAGUAUACUUAAUCGAAUGUAUUAAAAGUAAGAGUUGAGUCUCUUCUCUGCUCUCAUUAAAGCCUGGUUUCCAUAUGGUCGCAGCGGUCGUAAAAAUUGAGUCACGAUCUUUCUCAUCAGCCGAAAUAUAACUGGCAUUUUAGAACUGAAAUACGCCGUGUGAUUAUAACUAGAGAAUAGUUAUGAUUUAUAUGUGAUUUACAGGUAUAAACUAUUAUAAACUGGUCGUUGAGAAAGAUCGUGACUCUAUAUUUUUACGACGGAAACUGCAGGCUUAAGUAAAAUCGGUUGUUGAAUUAAUAUACUCAGUUCUGCAUGGUUAGGCUGACUGCAAGCCUAUGUAUUACGUGAAUGACGUAUAGGUCCUAUUCUGCAAACCGCGGAAUUUUAAUUCUUUUGGUUUAUAAAAAGUAUAUUCUACCGACGUUCGUUCGUGACCAUGGCCAUGGCUUUUGGACGGCAGUGAUUAUGAUUUUGUCAAAUGUCAUUUUCAAAUUGCUUUUUAUUAUCAUUUGCCAGCUGCCAGUUAUUUUAUAUAGAAAAUAUUUUCCGUGUCGUUCAAACUCAGCACACAUUGAGAUUGAGAUGUCAUUCACACUCAGCACACAAAAUUAGACCUACCAAAUCCGAGGCCGGUUCCUUGGAUUCGUUGUGGAAUCUCCAUACUUGCACAAAAUCUUGAAUAAAUGAACCAAAUUAACUACCGUUAAUAAUUAAGUAGGGAAAUGCGAGUUCGAUUUCGGAUCGAUUUCGGACCCCUAAACGUACGUGUUUCUAUACCGAAGGGUGACUUCUUUCACGUUAUUUCGAGUUCUCCCAAACUACCACAAGUGUUUCUAUAACUGUGUAGAAACACAUAGAAACUUUUCUAUGUUUCUUUAUAAUAAAACUGAAGAAAGCCGGUUUUUAUCGCAUUUUUUUAUAUUGAUUAAUUUACAAAUUCUCAUUACCUCAGCAUAAAACCCACUCGAUCGUGUACUACAUUAUGGAGCUUAAAGCAUGUAGGAUGGCAACACGACGACGACGGCAACCCAUACAAUGAGUCAAGUUAGCCUAAACAGUUUCUUAUAUAAAGGGUACUUAUAAUGAAAUGUGGCUGAACAGGUUCUUAAAUAGGUUCUUAUUUUCUAAAUUAAAAGCGACUCAAUUUCCGUUGGUGUAGGUACAGUUAUUUUUUGUUCAUGUGUUCAUACACACAUGUUGACUCAGGGACGCCGGAACGAUGUGAAGGCAAGGGGGGGGCAGAUUUUCGUGAAAGAGCACUUUUGAAUUGAUAUAUACUAAGAGAUGUUUGCAAAACAUCGGGAGUUGAACUUCGCCUAAUCAUGUUUUCUAUUGAUUGGAUGAUAGGGGUGUGAGGCCAGGCGAUUGUGCUAUUCUUGAAGCUCGAUGACUGCAUUUCUUUCGUUUUCUGAAGCAAAUUCGUAAAAGAAUUGCACUAACAUUUCUGACAAUUCGCUAUUUUGCCAAGGCAAUCCUUUAAAUUGAAAGGGCACCUUUGCCCCCUUGCCCCUCUUGGUAAGGGGCGGCUGCCCCCUCCUGCCCCCCCAGUUCCGGCGUCCCUGCAUGUUGUUUAUUAUGUUAGGACAUAUCCGGGAUUCUGACUUCUGGGUCAUUUUCAUUACUUUGUGAUGAGUUUAUUUUCUUUGAUUUAUAAAUUUUUAGUUUCAACUCUUAGAGUGAUAAAAAUGAAAUAAGAACCUGUUUGAAAUUUUAGCCUAAACAGGUUCUUAUAUAAAGGGGUCUUAGGCUACUGUAUUCGAAAUAUACUUGGCAAACGUCAUCUGAAGAUUUCACCAACUGAAAACAUUCGACAUUAACAUUCAGCAAGACCUGAACUGAUCAGCCCGACAUUCCGAGGAAUCAUAGUGUGUGAACGUACUCUCACAGAAUAAAGAUCAGUAACAGAAGGGACACUCAGCGGUGCAACGUGCCCUCGUUCCUUUAUACAAAAAAUGCAGUUUACUGGCCAGAAGGCGGAGCAGCCAGCCAGCUAGUAUAGCGUGUUUAUUGACUGUCUAGGAAAAUGGCGGCCAACAUGCGUAAUUUCACAUGCGCGAGGACAGAAACUUCAAAGCUUCCGACGUAAUUAAGUGCAUGGCCCUUCUGUAUCAAUCUUUAUUCUGUGGUAAUGUUUCGAAUUAAUUGCAAAUUCAUUUAUUCAUUCAAACCAAAUCUCCUUUUGUCUUCUCAAAUUUUGAGUUUCAAGAUGUAUAUUUUAUUCGGAUUAUUCUUGUAUUUUAUUUGACGAAGUAAGCGGCGACGUUAUGGUUCUGAUCAGUUUGUAUAAUGAAAAUGCCAAACCACGAUGCAUAUAUGUACUAUUUAAAACACGAGCAGGAGUGUUUUAACAGAUAUAAAACACGAGAGCGGAGAGCUCAGGUCGGUUGUUUUAUAUCUGAUAAAGCACUCCUGCUUCUUUUUUUAAAUGGUUUAAAAAACGACCAUCUGAUGAGUACAGUGCGUCAGCAAAGUAAUUUGGGAAGAUUCUGAUUUGUCUUGAUUUUGAUCCAUGGAUUUGCAAGACGCACAUUUUGGAAUAUGUUUUAUUCUAUACUAAACAAGCCUUCAAGAAUUUUUCAGCAUGUGUAACUUCUGCCGCGCUUUUACGCGAUUCAUAUCAAACCAUAGCCUAUCGAAGGGAAGAUGGCUGUUAAACUCAUUAGAAUAACAAUAACUUAUUAUCUAUGUUGUCAACUUUAUUCAUUAAUAUGGUCCUUCAGCGUCAUGUGCGUAUUGCAUUUUUGCCAAAUCCUCCAAUAGCAAUUUCCAACUCACCCUAUUGUUCGAGUCACGGAUAGGUAUAACUUUCCUAAAACAUUGCUUUUGGUUAGUUGGGCAAAAAUACAAUACACAUGCACGUGACGGUGAACGAUCAGAUUUAUGAAUAAACGUUGACUAACAUAGAUGAUGAGUUAUAUUGUUAUUCUAAUGGUUUCACAGCCAUCUCCUCUUCGAUAGGCUAUGAUCAAACUUAACACUUCCCCGAAUUUUCAGUCAUAGCAUUUUCGUUCAUUAAAGUGACAACUUUAUUAAAGCCGUAUAAGAGCAGAGAACACGUGCUCCGUUUGGAAAUUAACCACAACAACUGUGGUCCUGAAACUCAUCUAUUUGAGAUAAAAAUAUAAACGCCGGAUAUUUAAUUUGUAAUAAAUAAUUAUAUUAAAUGUCCAGUUAAACAAACAGUUGUCAAACUGUAAUUUAGGAUUUAUUACGUUUCAAACAAACAGUUGUCAAACUGUAAUUUAGGAUUUAUUAAGUUUCAAACAUUGAUGAAAAUAGCGCAGCGUGUUAGUUUAUCAUACUGCCAAAACAUACUCCCAAUUAACAGAUAUAGAUUUUUUCAUGGAAAGAACUCCAGUUACUUGGGACGUAUCAAGUUAAAUUCUGUGAAUUUCUUGACAAUGAACAACACUACUCACCAUUUUGUGAAGAUUUGCGAUUUUGCUGGAAGGUCCAUUAGUUUUAUUGUUUUACGUUUUCCAUCGGAGAAAUAUAUCAUCAACCAAAUCGUUCUUUGCGCGGUAAAUUGUGUGUUAAUAAUACCAACCGUAUUACUGAAUGGCAUGUCAAUUCUUACCAUCUUAAAGUGUUCCAAACUACAGGAUAAAAUUUGGGGGUUUCUUAUCCUUGUUCAAUCAACGGUUGAUUUUGCAGUGGGAUUGAUAUCACUCCCAAUGUUUACUUAUAUUCGAGCCAGUGAAAUAAUGGAAAUUCCAAAUAAUUGUGUCGCGAAUUUCCUCUCAGAAACAGUAACCUAUACGAUGUUUGGAUUAUCACUUGCAGUAGUUUGUGUGUUAACUUUGGAGAGAUACAUGAGCAUUGUACACCCAGUUGUUCAUCGGACUCAAUUAACAAAGAGAACCAUUUUGGUAUCUGUUUUAUGCAUCAUCAUGGCGGUGUUGCCAUUCUCGCUUAUGCGGUUGGCCUCAGAAAAUGUUUAUCGCAUAUCGGGUACGGCAUUGGUGUUUAUGUCACUGGCAAUUAAUACAUUCGCUUAUGUAAAGAUUUUUCUUACUGCCAGGAAAAAAAUCCCUCUCGGGAACAAUGUUCAAGACAGCUCAACACAGCAGACAACGUUCCAGGCAGGAAGAACACAACUAAUACGCGAACUUAAGCUCGCCAAGUCUUGUGCACUUGUAGCCUUCACGUCUUUGCUAUGUUUCCUGCCAGCACCAGUCAUAUACCUAUAUUACAAUGACGGCACAGUGGAAAUGAGAAUUGCACAUUCUUGGUCCAUUACGGUUGGGGCACUAAAUUCAUGUCUUAAUUCAGUUAUAUUCUUCUGGAAAAGACCGUUGCUAAGAGGAGAAGCGUUAAAAGUUCUAUAAACUAUAUUUCAUAAUUAACAGCGACGAUAGCAGAAAGAUUCGUACAAGUUAAGAGAGGCCGUAAGCUAGACUUGCUCCAAGUCUCUCUUUGUGGAGUCCCACUAUAUUGUACAUCUAUAUAUUGUACAUCUAUAUUGUACGUUACAUGACGUACCGCUGAGGGGGAGAGGAGGAAAGAGAGACUUGUAACAUCUGGCAGCAGACAUACUUCCGGCUAGUCAAUUUCGACCAGCCGGAAGUAGAUGGCCGCAUUGACUUAUCACGUGUUUAGGGGGGGGGGGGGGGGGACAUCUGGACUUUCAGAGUUAUUUGUUUAACAUAAGUAAUUUUGUAUUCACGAGAUUUCUUUUGUAGAUUUCACAUCACUUUUGACUGCUAGCAUUUGGAAUUUUGGGCAUUAUUUUUGCAAUUUAUUGUAAACAACGAUUAUAAGAAGAACGGAUAAAUUACAAAUCAACCGUAAUCGUCAUAAACCUCGAUGACCACCAGUGUUUUUGUGUUUGACAAUUUGUAUUUCAUUAGAUAUUUAUAUGCAAGGUCAGUAUAAACGGGUUAUCAUAUAAAAUGAUCAUUCUAAUGAAUGAAUUGAUAAAACGAAUUAUUUCUAAUAUAUACGGCCGCGUUUUUUACACGGCCACUACAUUAACAUUUUUGUAUUAUCGAGAUCGAAACUAUAGUAAAUUGGAAACCGUGUCAAUAAUAAAAAACGUACAAUGAACUUAUGAACAUGCGAAAAUUGUCACGCCCAAAUUAAAAUUAUACAAAUUUUUAACAAAAUAAACAUUUGUAUAAAUUUCGAUAAUACAAAAAUGUUUAUCUGGGGCCGAGUCUGGGGCCAGUUGUAUCAAGCCCGUUUAGCUUAUUAAACGGUGGUUAAGCUCAAAACAGAAAGCAACUAAGCAAGUCAUCGAUUUAUUCAACAAUCAAGCUAAACGUUUCAGUAGUGGCCGUGUAAAAAACGCGGCCGUAUAUAUUAGAAAUAAUUCGUUUUAUCAAUUCAUUCAUUAGAAUGAUCAUUUUAUAUGAUAACCCGUUUAUACUGACCUUGCAUAUAAAUAUCUAAUGAAAUACAAAUUGUCAAACACAAAAACACUGGUGGUCAUCGAGGUUUAUGACGAUUACGGCUGAUUUGUAAUUUAUCCGUUCUUCUUAUAAUCGUUGUUUACAAUAAAUUGCAAAACUAAUGCCCAAAAUUCCAAAUGCACGCAGUCAAAAGUGAUGUGAAAUCUACAAGAAAUCUCGUGAAUACAAAAUUACUUAUGUUAAACAAAUAACUCUGAAAGUCCAGAUGUCGCCUCCCCCCCCCCCUAAACACGUGAUAAGUCAAUGCGGCCAUCUACUUCCGGCUGGUCGAAAUUGACCAGCCGGAAGUAUGUCUGCUGCCAGAUGUUACAAGUCUCUCUUUCCUCCUAUCCCCCUCAGGAGGAUAGGAGGAUACGUUUGUGACAACACGGACUCCAACCGGAAGUCAGUCGAGCCGUUAUAGAUUACGUCAGCAGUUCUUGCUUGAAAUCACUCAAUGUAGUUUCAAUCAAGAGCGGUUGUUGCCAUCUCUAGCGGUUCGAUUGACUUCCAUCGAGUGCUGAUCAAGACAAAUUUUCAUGCCGUUACGGAUUUUUUAAAAACUAUUGCUGAUGUCAGCAUUAUUUGCAUAAGCUUUUAAAACCAGUGUUUGAAACUGCAGUAUGUUAAACAAACAUUUAAUUUGCAAAUGGUUGGUCAAGAUUGAGAGGCAAUAAAUGUCUAAUUUUUAAACAUGCGGAUUAAUUUUACAGUUCCGCUAUUAUCAUAGGGUUAGGGUUAGGGUUAGCUUAUUGCAUGUUGGGAUACAGGAUUGCAGAGAUCUAGGAAAUAUAUGCCGAAACAGCCAGCUUUGUGACUUUAAUUUUAGAAUUUUGUAACUUCAACGAGCAGGGGCGUAGGAACCUUCGAAAAGUUGGGGGAGGCCAGGCUUUGAGGGGCACUUUGCGAAAAAAACGGCAUCUCCAAAAUUUUGGUUGGCGACCUGCCCCCCCCCCUCGCGUCGCCAAAAAAAUUUCGGUCAUUGUACCAUUUUAGGGGUCCAAAAAAAUUUUUCCGGACAUAUCCAAAAAAUAUUUUCAGGAUAAACAAAAUUUUUUUCGUAAAUACUGAAAAACUUUUUCCGGAAUACAAACAAAAUUUUCCGGAUAUAUGAUUUUUUUUCCGCAAUUUUUAACAUUUUUCAGGAAAUAACGUACAUUGAAGUUUUCAAAAGUGCACCUUGGCCAGAAAAAUACAAUUUUAAUGAAAAAUUUUCACGCACAAAAAGGGCACUUUGCUUCCGGGAAAAGGGCACUUGCCAAAACUUGGGGGGGGGCUUGGCCCCCCUGCCCCCCCCCGCCGGUUCCUACGCCCCUGUCAACGAGUAAUCUAUAAUAAAAAUGUGAACCUUUAGUUAGUCAAGGCAGACAAAACUGUAUAUAUGUUCCAAAAAACAAUGUAUCAAGCAUUUAUUUGUAUUAAAAUGUCGUUUUUCGAAAAACGUAAAAUUUAGAGAAUUACUUUUUUACUAAAUAAAACACACUAUAUAUUAAUGUAUUAAUUCAGUAAUGCCGAAUGUAAUAGCAAAAAAAGUUACUAGAAAUCCUAGGAUAUUUUUGCCAAGUCAUAUAAUUAAUCAGCGCUAGCAAAUGUUAAAAAAAUAAGAAAGGCUUACAUUCAAGACUUUGUUAAAAUUAGGCAACUUCUACGUUUUGCGAGCGAAGGGUCUUCGUCUGGAAGUUACUAACUUGACGGCCAACGUCCAGACAAAGGACCUUCAUUCGAAUAAUCGAUAUUCUUUUUAUACUUUUCAAGUAGUUGCAUUAUCUACAUGCAGUUUGCAUUGUUCACAGUUGCGUUGCACCAAGACCCAAUAUUCAAUAUCAUUGCAACAUGGUUACAGUAUAUGGUACGUGCUGCCAAAUUCAGCUGCACCAGCAGAUUCCAUACAAACGCAACUAUGGUGGACACAAGCAAAUUUAACAGUAACAUACAAAUAGGAUCUUUUUUAGGUCAGAAUAUUAAAUAAGUUUUAUAUUUUUAGGAUAGUUUACAUCAAGAACAAUGGGGUACGCGUGUCUUCGAUUUUGCGUGUUCUUUUUCAAUAUCCUUUUCUUUGUAAGUACAUUCAUUAAUAAUUUAUGAUGCUUCAGGCAUCAUCAUAAUUCAUCAUACAUUUCUUAUUAAACCACACCUUUGCCCUAUUUGUAUCCAGGGCCGGCGCUAAAGGGUGUGUGUGUAGGUGUUCCACCCCCUUCCCCCAGUCAUCAGGUAGUCGGCAAAAUAUUGAACCCAUGCAGUCGGAAAAACAUGCAUGGAAUAUGGAUGAAGGGAAAAAAUAAAAUAUUUGAGUGACACCGAUUAAAAAUUGAUGAUAGCUAAAAUGUGGUUACGAAAAAAACAUAUGAAAUGAACACUCUAUAUUAUCAUUUAAUUCUAGUUGA